Molecule: messenger RNA, 2324 nt
Organism: Zophobas morio
Lineage: Eukaryota; Metazoa; Arthropoda; Insecta; Coleoptera; Tenebrionidae
Product: polypeptide N-acetylgalactosaminyltransferase 35A-like
Exons: 8
Coding region: 198-2048 (616 amino acids)
Biological process (GO): regulation of Notch signaling pathway; protein O-linked glycosylation
Cellular component (GO): Golgi apparatus
Molecular function (GO): polypeptide N-acetylgalactosaminyltransferase activity; Notch binding
Source: RefSeq, a predicted model, not a curated record
UAUGUCAAGUCAAAGCAUCAAUGAAUGACCGAAAUGUCAAACAUGUGUGAAAGGUUAUCGUAUAAAUAAUUAUUGUUUGAUAGUGUACCAUACGAUAUCUUACUAUAAAAUUAGAAUCGUAAACAACAUGCAACAUUACGAAUUUCCUGUUUUCUCUGUGACCAAUAAUAUUUAGUAAUUGUAGAAUAUAACCUACAAUGGUUAGCAUAAACAAAUCUUUUCUUUAUGGAAUAUGUGUUGCUUCUGUAACUUGGAUCAUAUCUUUAUAUUUAUACAUCAGAUUAAUACACAGUGAACCCCAAACGGCACUACUACCACUACCGUCAUCAAAAAGUGUUUACUCUACUUAUAAUUCAAUUGAGCAAAAUGAUAAACCAUCAAAAUACUAUCGUAUCAAAAAGAAAAACGUUAGUAAAGUUAACAGCGACAAGUUAAUUAAAUCACUGCAACCAGGAUUUAAAGAAAAUCGUGGCACUGGUGUUACGGGUGAGCUGAAUGAAUUGGGUUUAGUUAAAACCCUUGAAGACCAAAGGAAAAAAGAGGAUGGUUACAAACGUCAUGCGUACAAUGUUUUAAUAAGUGAUCAGUUGAGUUAUCAUAGAAAAGUCCCUGACACCAGAAAUACACUGUGUAAAAACGUAACAUAUUCUUCAGAUUUACCAACAGCUUCCAUUAUUAUAUGUUUUUAUAAUGAACACUACCAUACACUCUUACGUACAAUACACUCUAUUGUAGACAGAACACCAGAAUCUCUUUUAAAGGAGGUUAUAUUAGUAGAUGAUUAUAGUGAUUUAGAUGACUUACAUGAUGAUGUGUUAGAUUAUCUGAAAAAAAAUUUUGAUGGGAAAGUGCAGUUAUUUAAAACUGAAAAAAGAGAAGGUCUAAUUAGGGCAAGGUUGUUUGGAGCUAGAAGAAGCAAGGGCGAUGUGGUCAUAUUUUUAGACAGUCAUGUUGAAGUGAAUGUUGGUUGGAUUGAACCAUUGUUGCAAAGAAUUAAGCAAAGCUAUAAAAAUGUAGUCAUGCCUGUUAUUGAUAUUAUUAAUGCUGAUACAUUUGCUUACUCUGCAAGCCCUCUAGUAAGGGGAGGUUUUAACUGGGGCUUACAUUUUAAGUGGGAAAACUUACCAAAAGGUACAUUAACAACCAAAGCAGAUUUUGUCAAACCCAUCAAAUCGCCUACAAUGGCGGGGGGAUUAUUUGCAAUGGACAAAAAAUAUUUUUUGGAUUUGGGGGAAUAUGAUGCUGGUAUGAAUAUCUGGGGUGGAGAAAAUUUAGAAAUAUCAUUUAGAAUCUGGAUGUGUGGAGGAAGAUUAGAGUUAAUUCCUUGUAGCAGAGUUGGUCACGUGUUUAGACAAAGACGUCCAUAUGGGUCUCCAGAUGGUGAAGAUACCAUGUUACAUAAUUCUCUCAGAGUAGCAAAUGUGUGGAUGGACUCCUACAAGGAAUAUUUUCUUAAUCAUCGCCCUGAUGCAAAAACCAUUGACUAUGGAGAUAUUUCGUCACGCGUUCAGUUGAGAAAAGAACUGAAAUGUUACGAUUUUGACUGGUAUUUGAAAAAUGUUUAUCCAGAGUUAACAUUACCAACGGAUAAUGAAGAACGCUUAAAAAAGAAAUGGUCAGCCCUAGAAAAUGACAAAUAUCAACCUUGGCAUUCUAGGAAACGGAAUUAUGUUGACCAGUAUCAAAUUAAAUUGGCUAAUACUUCUCUGUGUGUUCAAGCAGCUAAAGAUAUUAAAACAAAAGGUAGUGGUUUGAUGUUAAAGCAUUGUGUUAGAACAAAAAAUCAGUUGUGGUAUGAAACUGAUAAAAAUGAGCUAGUUUUGGGACAAUUGCUUUGCCUACAAGCCAGCAAACCACAUCCCAUUUUAUAUAAAUGUCACGAAAUGGGCGGAGAUCAAGAGUGGAAACAUAAAGGAGAAAAUCGGUCAGCGAUUUAUAACAUAGCAGCUGGUACAUGUUUGGGCGCAAAGAGGCCUAAAUCUGAUGCAGUCGUGACGAUGAAGCUUUGCACAGAUGAGAAUUUAAUUGCUUGGGAUAUUGUUAGAUGAGGGUUUUAUUUUUAUUUUUCUGCUUAAGACUGAUACACGUGAAUACUCCAAGAAUUUCAAUAAUAGAAUUAAAAAUACGUAGCGUUAAAAAUGUUUACAUUUGUUUGUUAACUUAAUUUAUGCAGUGUUUACAUUUAUAGCGCAAUAGUAUUAAAAAGUGUAUGUGAUGUGUUGCAGUCUUAUGAUAUUUAUUAAUAAUACAUUUUAUAGAGAGUUUGCUGUACUAUUUUUCUAUUACAUUAUUUAUGUUGAAGAAAUAAAAGCUCGUUGUUAAUA